Molecule: messenger RNA, 2040 nt
Organism: Colletotrichum truncatum
Lineage: Eukaryota; Fungi; Ascomycota; Sordariomycetes; Glomerellales; Glomerellaceae
Product: metallopeptidase
Biological process (GO): peptide metabolic process; proteolysis
Cellular component (GO): mitochondrial intermembrane space
Molecular function (GO): metalloendopeptidase activity
Source: RefSeq, a predicted model, not a curated record
AUGCGCAUCACUUUGCUACUCUUCCCAUUAUCCGAUUACUCUUUAGUGGCGGAUAUUUCGCUGUCGCUAUAUUUUUCCUGGUAUCUGGCUACGGACUCGGAGGCUUGUUUUCACAAUGUCGUUCAGCCACUUAUCGAUGUCGAAAACCAAACUGAUGGAGACAUCAAAGUUAUAGCGAUGCUACGAUACGCAUCCCCGGACCCAAAGGCCCGCGAGGCGUCAGAGGAAGCCGUCAGGCUUUUGGGAGAAUGCGAUUCGGAAUUCACGGCCAGGGAAGAUCUUUUCAUCCUCAUCAAGGCAGUACAUGACCGGGGCGAAGCCCUCGACCCGGAGGCAGUCAAAUACCUGGACAAUUUGGUCCAAAGCUUCAGGAGAUGCGGCCAUGGCUUACUCAGUCGCCCCCAGCUUAAACAAUACUUGACGACCCGGAACCAGAUCGAUGAGCUGCGGCGGGAAUCCAACCGAAGUAUCAGGGAAGAAGAAGGCGGCGUCUGGUUUGCCCUGGAGGAUCUGGACGGGGUACCCGGUGAUGCCCUUGCUCGGUUCCAACACGGUACGGAAAGUGGACAAGAUGGGAUGAGAUACGUUCAUUUCAGGAAAGCUGAAGGCGACAGUGUCCUGAAGUACGCCACGAAAUCGUCAACGCGGGAGAAGAUGUACACCGCCAACGCCCACCGACUACCUGAGAAUGUUGAUUUAUUUAAGCGCAUCAUCAAGCUGCGGGACCAGAAUGCCCGACUACUCGGGUAUUCUAGCCACGCAUCCCUCAGGCUCGAAAGGCGUGUGGCCAAGUCCGUAGAAUGGGUUUCAGGCCUCUUUGAGGGACUUGAAAAGGCUUUCCGGCGGAAAGGAAAAGGGGGGGCAAAUUUGGAGAAUUACCUGGAAAUUGUCACGCCAUGGGAUUAUGCUUUCUACACACGUCUCGCUCUUGAGGGUUUCACCGUUGACCACGCCAAGGUAUCAGAGUUCUUCCCCUUGCGUCAUGCAAUACAAGCAAUUCUAAGCCUUUUUUCCUCCUUUCUGCAGCUCAGGUUCGUCCCGGCACCACCGGAGCUCGUGUCAGGCUCCAUGUGGCAUGAAGAUGUGGAGGCGUGGGGUGUCUGGGAGGAACGAGAAGCGCAAGAGGGUGAGUUCAUCGGUUACUUGUUCAUGGACCUUCUUUGGCGACCUGGAAAGUACAAAGGAUCGCAGAAUGUCAACCUCCAGUGCGGAUAUUUGAAGGAUGACGUAACUCGUGUUUACCCUGCAACCAUCCUCAUGUGCUGCUUCCCUCGUCCUACAACUGCCCCUUGCCCAUUACUAGAGCAUCGCCAGAUCGUCUCAUUGUUCCAUGAACUGGGCCAUGGCAUUCAUGACCUCGUAUCGAAGACUUCGUACACAGCCUUUCAUGGCCAUAGAGUCCCUACUGAUUUUGGAGAAGCUCCGAGCGUCAUGCUGGAGAAUUGGUGCUGGCUUCAGGAUGAGCUUCGCAAGAUGAGUUGCCAUUAUACCAAGUUGGGUCCAAGCUAUUUGAAGAAGUGGCAAGAAACAUACGGAGACCAAAUUCCACCAGACACCCUCCCGGAUGCAAUGCUGGACGGUCUUAUUCAGAGUCGUGACUUGAACCGUGGUCUAUGGUUCCUUCGACAACUCGCAUGUGCCCGUUUUGGCAUGGCUGUCCAUCAUCACCCAGAUCAUCAAUCCUGCGAGGAAAUAGACCCGACAAGCGUCUAUAAUGACCUGAUGGAGGACUUGAUGGCCCUGCCUCAUCCUAACCCAGUCGACCGCGGACACCCACACGCUGACUUCAGCCAUGUGGUUUCUGGUUAUGACGCAGGGUACUAUUCCUAUCUAAGUGCCCAUGUCUUUGCCGCCGAUCUGUUUUACACCGCGUUCGCGCAAGAUCCUCGUAACAAGACUGCAUGGGAAACAUAUCGUUGCGAAAUCCUCGAGCCUGGCGAAAGCAAAGAUGAGCUGACAAUGCUGGAGACCUUUCUCGGCCAUGCUCCUGAUCCUUCUGUUCUUCUCCAAACAUUCGACUCGGCCCAGGAAGCUUAUUAG